Messenger RNA from Apodemus sylvaticus (European woodmouse), 4121 nucleotides. It is a transcript of the gene R3hcc1l, whose product is annotated as R3H domain and coiled-coil containing 1 like. The transcript is spliced from 7 exons. The coding region runs from base 94 to 2427 and encodes 777 amino acids. The record is from RefSeq and is a predicted model, not a curated record. Lineage: Eukaryota; Metazoa; Chordata; Mammalia; Rodentia; Muridae.
GCCUGGCGCGCACCCCAGCGGCGAGCGGAAGAGCAGGCGCUUCUCGGUGGCGGCGGAAGCGGAGAGCGACAGCGUCCCGAUUGAAGUGGUGCCAUGCAGCAAGAUGCAGAGAGAUGCAGAGUUCGAACCAAAAGACCUGACAUGGCACUCUAUGUACCUAAAGCUCGAAGGGGAACAUCUCUCCUCAAGUCAGGUGACCAGGAGGAAAGCCAUGGGCCUCCUGCCUUUGUGCCAAAAGAGCAAAAUGAAGGUUGUCUUCCCCAAAAGAUCUCUGCAAGUAAACCCGAGUCCCAAAGACUAGGUGCAGGUCUCUCUGAUAGAAAGAAUAUUGACUGUAGAGAAGGAAAGAGAUCUUCGUCAAAAUUAAGGAAAGACAGGUGCCCACAAAAAAAGAAUAAAGAGAAGGCUUGUUCUAAGAAAGGAACUGAAGAAUCCAUGGAAUCCUUGUCCCGAGAGCAUCAGCACGGAGCUCCCGAUGCUGGGGUUGAGGCUAGUAUACCUUUACGAAGACUUCUUAAACCAAAGGAGGUGGACUGUUUGGAAGUUCAAACUGCGGGAGCGACAGGACACUGGGGGGUGUCUCCAUCGCAGUCUUCCUCAGAAGUCAGUGUUGCUCAGGUUCCAAACAGACCAUUCCAGAAUGUGGAGCUCUGUGAUUUCAGUGGGGAAACUUUUGUACAUAGAAAUUUUGAAAGCAGUAUUGUAACUGAGGCCAAAGUUAUGGAGCUAGUCUCCCAAUUUCCUCAAGUCGUUACCACUCUGCUGAAACCAGACGGUAUGGCUAUGCCAGUAACACUAAGUUCUGAUUCUGAAACUGCACCAUACAAUAUGGAAAUAUCAGAUGGUGUGUCGAAGCACAGUCCUGGGAACAUCGCAGCAGUUUCUGUUCCUGGAGGUCCAGAUGAUGAUGAUGAUGAUGAUGAUAAUUCAACUUUUGUAGACCUUGAAGCUGAGAGUAAGGGUGCAGUCAACAGUACAGAGUCUGUCUUGGGUCAAAAAGGUGUAGAUUCCAUUCCUGAGACUAUGGGUAAUGUUUCUCUUAAAAUGGCUAUAGUCAGCAGAUUAGAGAGCACAAAUGGCAUUAUUGAUCCAGCAGUGACUAGAGAAUGUGAGAGUGACAGCUCUGCUGAUGAGUUAUGUGUAAAGUCUGAACCUUCUGAUACAGCGGUCCUUAUUCUUGAACUUGACACAGAUAAUGGAUUUAGGAAUGUAUGUGACAAUACCAGCAAGGCAUGUAUGGUGGACACUGCAGAUACAGUUUGUGACCCAGUAACUGUAGGCAGCCCUUGUACAGUUGGAGAAUCUGGUGAAAGUAGUGAAAACUCAAGAAAUUUCUCAGAUUAUAUAGAAAUGAGUGCAGAUGUAGCCCCACUUGAUAUAGCUAAGAGUGAGAACAAUUCUCAAAACAUUAGCAGCCUAAGUGCUGGCUCACAUAUUUAUGCUGAGAGUAUUGCAUCUGGCAUUACAGAGUCAGCAGGAAAGUUGAUAGAAAGUGUGCCAGAUAGUGCUUCCUCUGUACCCAUAGAGAAGACUGCUGAUAGUGAUAUCACCACUUGUCUGGACUCUGAACUGACUGUGUCAAAUGCAUCAGGCGUACUUUUGGAGAGUGCCUGGGGCAGUGAUCUGGAUACUACUGAGGAGAUGACAGAGGCCUUUCAUGACCUAAGAACUGCUGAAGAGUUUAAAACAAAAGAGGAAGAUGACUCAGAGAGUAUAGUGUGUGGCAUAUCAUUUUCUGAUUCAUCUGUGGAAACAUCUGUAGAUCUAAAAACAACAGGCACUUCUCACAUACAAGGAAGUAUUGCUAUGGAAGAAAGCUGGGAAUCUAUGUUUAAUGACGAUGGCGAUUGUAUAGAUCCACGUCUUCUUGAAGAGUUAUCUGGGAAUAUGAAGAACAGAAAAAGCAUCCAGGAGCCUAGAUUUGAUUAUUACAGCCAUGAACUUCCUGAUAUUGACCUCAGUGAAUGUGAAUUCCCACAUGUCAUUGAAAUUUAUGACUUUCCACAAGAAUUUCGUACAGAAGACCUUUUGCGGAUUUUCUGCAGUUACCAAAAGAAAGGAUUUGAUAUUAAAUGGGUAGAUGAUACACAUGCCUUAGGAGUUUUCUCCAGUCCAAUCACAGCUCGCGAUGCCCUGGGUAUUAAACAUACCAUGGUGAAGAUCCGGCCCUUGUCACAGGCCACAAGAGCAGCCAAGGCCAAAGCUAGAGCUUGUGCUGAGUUUCUCCAGCCAGCAAAGGAACGACCUGAGACUUCAGCAGCCUUAGCCAGAAGGCUGGUCAUCAGUGCCCUUGGGGUUCGAAGCAAACAGAGCAAAACUGAAAGGGAAGCAGAGCUCAGGAAACUGCAGGAAGCCCGAGAAAGAAAACGGUUGGAAGCCAAGCAACGGGAAGACAUCUGGGAAGGCAGAGACCAGUCUGUGGUUUGAAUAUCACUUCCUGAAAGGAAUGAAUCCCUGAAGUAGCAAGUAUUUGAUGUUCUCCAGACAGGAGGAUCUUUCCAGAGCUGGGCACAUGCAGAAGAGCAUGUUACAGGAAACGAGAACAAGACAGAAGACUUAGAGAGCAAAGUCCAAUCCUCACUCUUGAGUUCAGACCUGUCCACUGUGAUGGAGACGGUCAAAGGAACUAUCAUGUAGGAAGGAAAAUGGAAGAGUCCUGAGUGGAGCAGGUCACGCCUCCAGGAAGUCUAAAGCAAAUGUAAAGCCAAACAGGAUUCAAGCCUACAGUGACAGGAGUCGGAGGGCACUGGCAGGUGUUCCUAACUUCUCAGAGUUGAGACCUGAAGGGCGAGGGACCGCAGUGAGGGGGCAGUGGAAGCAGCUCACAGACAUGAGUGCCUGGUGCACUCGGCGCAUACGGAGACUACACUGCUAGCCCAGAACUCCAGAGCCACUGAACCACGGCAUUUGGACUCCUGAGCUUGUACUAAGCUUGGUGUCUGGUACUGCUCCAGCUGCACAGCAGCCAGGGGCUGCUGCCUUCCUUCCUCACAAAAACCAGGCCUAAGGAGCUGAGUGCUAGCUCCAGUUUAAUCAGUGAUAUGUUGUGAGAGGGAGAAAUUAAAGGCUAUUUUAUAACAUAAAUCAUUUUGGUGUUUAUAAAUCUUAACCCCCGCCUAAAAACCAACAACAUCGGAAGAAGAAAACAGAAAAACCUGUAGAUGAGUUCUUUAGCUUCAUGUCUGAUGAUGUGCCUGGUUUAAACAGGACUUUUAUCAGCCUAGCGAGUACAGUGCUCAGUCUUUUCUGCCCAGGGGUAGAUCCCUUAGUGAUCAUCUUGGCAGCUCUCUGUGGCAGCUUCUCUUGCCCACAUCUCCUCAGACAUCUUCUCUCCAACCUCUGCAUUUUCCCAUAGCUGUCAAAUCUGACACCCUACAGGAAACAUCUGGGACACAGUAUGUUCUUGGUACUAGCCUGUGCCAGAGGGGCUUGGCAUGCAACUCCAGACCCUCCAGCACAGAGAUGAGUCUCCAGGAUAAAAUAAACACCUCUAGCAGUGAACAGUUUCCAAAAGGACACAGACAGGUUAGAGCCUCCAACUCAGCCUUUUCUCUCACAGCUGCCUUCUUGGUGGUUUUGGAAAGUAGUUCUGUGCUGAAGAAACGGUAGUGCUAGUCUUUAAGGUGCUGAAGUGGCAGGAACUGGUGUCACACUGUGUUUGCAAUUGGGGCAGAAGCUUCUUUUUAUACCCAUGACAAUGAUGGAUUAUUAGCGUUGUCUAGAACAUGGUAGAAUGGAGCUCUUCAAAUAUCCCUAGAUGGCCCUGGCCUUGGGUCUGAGUCCUGACCUGUCCCUGUUGCUAAUCCCGUCUGGAGCUCUAUCACAGUUCUUCAGCAUUGUUUCUUCAUUCCGGGUUUGCUUUCCCAGAGGCCCUGUACAGUGCCACCGUUCCAUAUGUGGGGAAAUGCACUGUUUUCUCGGUCCUCUGUUUCUGUCAGGUCUUCAGCUUCCACUUGUACAGCCUGUGCUCUGCUUUCGCUCUGUUUACUAUGCUCUGUUUGAGCAAUGGAUACAUUGAAACAAAAUGCCAAGGAUUCCAGUAUUGCCUUUUAUUAUUUUUAUGUUAUUUAUUAUUAAUAUAAUAAUAUAUUAUAAAUAUAUUUAUUUUUAUAUUACAUGUU